AGGCAGGCGGAGCGGGGAGCGGAGCGCGCAAGCGCCCUGCGCCCAAGCAGACCGAGUCUGCGCCUGGCCCCGUCACCAUAGUGACGGGGCCUAGUGAAGGAGUCGGCCUGUGGCGGAGGGCUUGACACCCCGGAGCCGGGCACUGGGAAGGGCGUGCGUACAAAGCGAACAGUGCGGGGGUCCCGGGGUCUGCGGCCCACAGGAGACAGCGAUGCUUUAAAGAGAGAAAAUCACCCAGGGGCAACAAACAGGAUGACAUCCUUUGGUUGGAAGCGGAAAGCUGGAGAAAAAGUGUCUAAGGUCGCCUCGCAGAACUUUGAGGCAGCAGCUGUGGAUGACGGGCUGGUUGAAUCUGAUGUGGAUUGGUUGCAUGUGACCAAAAGGCAGCGGAAAGCUUUGCUGGAAGACUGCACAGUGAAGAGCAAGAGACUGAAGGAAGAGGGCAUCUUCCUGUCCGAGAAUGGAAGGUACUGGGAGGCAAUCGGUCGGUGGGAUGAAGCUAUUCAACUGACUCCAGACAGUGCCGCACUCUACGAGAUGAAAGCACAGGUUCUGAUGAUCCUUAACGAGGUUUUCCAGGCCGUGCAGGCGGCAGAGAUGGCUGUGCGCUUAGACCCCCAGUGGUGGGAAGCCUUGCAGACACUGGGCCGUGCUCAGCUCAGCCUGGGUGAGAUAGCCAUGGGUUUAAAAAGUUUCCAGAGAGCGCUGCAUCUGUACCCCAUUGAGAGCUCGCUGUGGAAGGAUGACCUGGGUUGGGCACUUGAGCUAUGGCAGAGGCAACAACAGCUUGAUGAGUCUUUGCCCACACAGAGAGGUGCUUGGGGGAGGGAACCGUCCAGGCACCUGCCAGACUACGACUUUGAAAGCGAUGAACUGGUCGAGGCAUGUGCAGCUAUUGCGGAGAGGGACAGACAUCCAGCCAUGACAAGGACCAGCAUCUUCAUUACAGCAACACAGGGCAUGGAGACUGUGACUGAGACGGGCAGUCAGCCGAGACUGAGAGAUGGGAACUUCAUCCAGGCACGAUAGUGUCAGCUUCAGCAUGCGCCUGUCCCGGCCUUUGCUUCACGGUCUGUGAAUUCUCAAUGUGUGCUGCCCUGCCCUUGGUCUGUGUAAAGACAUCUGUCCCCUCUUGGUAUCAGUGGGGCCAGGUUUCUAUGUGAUCCUCCCUACCCAUACCAAUGCGAAUGGUGUGCAGAUUAACCAGUCCCCCCUUGCUGUGUACCUGAUGAGUACAGACUGCUCCAACUGGAGAGCUGGAAGGUGGGGUCCAGCCUCUUUAAAAUGGUAACAUUUUAUUCAAGUUUGUACAUUCCCUGUUAAACUCACAAUGUUCAACUCUGAUGGGAUUCUCCCUAGUUACCAACUAACGUUUGGGGUGAUCCCCCCAGUUCCUGACUGUCAUUGGAGAGGCGAUCUCCCAAAAUUGUGAUCCCUUGAUGGCGAUCCUGCAGGGUACCAAUGCCUUGUGGUGAUGUCCUUCUGAGAUUGAAAGCUUGGCCUUGCUCUGUAAGCUCUCUGGUUUGGAUUUUGUGAUAAAUGCUUUUCCCUCAUUCUGUGCGUACACAUUAACCUGGCCCACAAUGAUCAACUCUGAGUGGAUAUAUGACGUCCAGACCCAAUGCUCGCAUUCUGCAGUUAGUCAUCGGAUCCCCUGGAACAGUGUCUCAGAUAUAGUGAUAAUGGAUGGUCUACACAAUCAGACUGUACUGUGUAGUACAUCCAGAAUAAACGUUUGUGUUAUUAUUCACCAAGUGAA
Stegostoma tigrinum is the source of this 1759-nucleotide messenger RNA. RefSeq names its product tetratricopeptide repeat domain 33 (gene ttc33). Gene Ontology annotation, molecular function: protein binding. The transcript has 5 exons. The record is from RefSeq and is a predicted model, not a curated record. Bases 253 to 1029 code for a protein of 258 amino acids. Lineage: Eukaryota; Metazoa; Chordata; Chondrichthyes; Orectolobiformes; Stegostomatidae.